Molecule: messenger RNA, 1061 nt
Organism: Dendrobium catenatum
Lineage: Eukaryota; Viridiplantae; Streptophyta; Magnoliopsida; Asparagales; Orchidaceae
Product: putative disease resistance protein RGA1
Exons: 2
Coding region: 1-972 (323 amino acids)
Source: RefSeq, a predicted model, not a curated record
AUGCUCCGCAUCACUGGUAGUGCAAAAUUAUGUACCAAGAGGAGGCUCAUAGAUUUAACCUUAUGUUGGAGUAACAUUGAUUUGAGGAACAUCGAUUUAGAUGAGAACGUGCUCGAAAACCUUCAGCCACCAAAAUAUCUAAAGAAUCUGAGCAUAUAUUCUUACAUGUGUGCAAAGCCUGCAAUAUGGAUGAACAAUCUCAAUCUGAUCUUCAAUCUAGAGAUGAUCGAAUUGAGAGAAUGCUUGGAGUGUGAAACUCUUCCACCUUUUGGGCAACUUCCCUUUCUCAAAUCACUGACGCUUUAUGACAUGCUGAAGGUAAAAUGGCUCGAAAGUAAAUUUAAUGGGAAUGAUAAAUACCAUGCCUUUCCAUUGCUAGAGGUUUUACAUAUUAGCUUCUUAAUAGCAUUAGUAGCUGCUGAAGAUGGAUGUUUGCUUCCUUCCUUAAUUCAACUGAGGCUACAUAACUGCCCGAAGUUGAAAGAGUUGCCCUCUUUGCCUUCUAAGCUCAAGAGCUUGCCGAUACGAUCAACGGGGUGGAAGACUUCAAAUUUUUGUAGCAUUUCAAAUUCUAUUCCCCUUGAAAAAUUAGAGGUCUCUUGCUGUAAAAACAUCACCUCUCUUUCUCUAGCUGAUGAAAUAGCAAAACUUGCUGCACUAAGAUACUUGACAAUUACAAAUUGCCCCAAUCUGAUCUCUCUCGGAAGAUAUCGAGAUGUGGAGAUCACUAAUAAUUGCCAUCUCAUGCUCGACAAUCUCAGUAUAAGUGAUACAUCGGUGUUGCUAAUGGAGCCAUUGAGAAGUAUCGCCUCCUUAAAAAGGCUGAGUAUUUGGGAUGAUGAUGUGCUGGUUUCAUUUCCAAAUGAGGUGGAGCAGUACUGGUUUCUCAAUGUUAGGUCUUCUCUUUCUGAGCUGGAAUUUAAAAGUCUCGAACCCUUAGAGUCUCUCCCCUUCAGAAACUACAUGUUUUGAUCAUGUACAACUGAAAUCUAAGUAGUUUUUUUUUCUUAUUGAAACAAUUAUUGAAUCAUUGCUUAGUUUUUAUUUUAUGUUUUUGAAUU